UUUGUGAAUAACACAGCUCUUAAAUUCCGGUCGACUAUUAAGAAAUGACAUCACAACAAGAGAUUUAUCAACGAUGUAGCGCAACCGUUAAAAUGAUUCAAGUUACAGCAGAAACCGGGUGAGCAACUGUAAAAUCGCGUGCACGUGAUCGCGCUUUCUUGGCGGCGCAGACAGCAAGACUUCAACUCUGUUGUGAAAGGAUCUUUUGUGACUCAUUCGAUAUCGAACCGAGGCUGCGGGAAGCACUCUCCCAUUCUCCUCGCAACACCUCCUCGCAGCAUGUGCAGAGCAAGUUUGGCGUGCGGUGGGUGAGCCACAGAAUGACAUCAAGCGGACACCUCGGCGGGACAAAGGAUUUUCGGAGUCGACUUAAGUGAGUGGGAGGUGUGUUCCAAGCGCAUGGGUGUUGGGGCUGCUCCACUCGUCUUCCCUACUGCGUUCCCGAACAUGUCUUGGUCAUGGGUCGUCUACACCGGCAUGGAAGUGCUCAUCGCCGUUUCGUCGGUGAUCGGCAACGUGAUGGUGGUGUGGGCCGUGCGCAUCAACCGCUCGCUACGGGACACCACGUUUUGUUUCAUCGUCUCGCUGGCUUUGGCUGACAUUGCGGUCGGGGCUCUCGUCAUCCCCCUCGCCAUCACCAUCAGCAUCGGACUCGAGACUCACUUCUACAGCUGUCUGGCGGUCGCUUGCACCGUGCUCGUCCUCACGCAAAGUUCCAUUCUGGCCCUUUUGGCCAUCGCCAUCGACCGCUAUCUGAGGGUCAAAAUACCCAUGAGCUACAAACGAGUGGUGACCCCUCGGCGAGCCGGCUCGGCUGUGUUGCUGUGUUGGCUAGUGUCCAUCUUAGUGGGCCUCACACCUAUGUUCGGAUGGAAUAACUUACGACAUCUCCGUGACAAUGGCUCCCUUGUCAGUGAUGACCUCGUGGUGAAGUGUCAGUUUGAGACGGUCAUCUGCAUGGAUUACAUGGUCUAUUUCAACUUCUUCGGCUGGGUGCUGCCGCCUCUCCUCCUCAUGCUCCUCAUCUACGUGGAGAUUUUCUACAUGAUUCAUAAACAGCUCAAUAAGAAGGUAACAGUGAGCCACGCAGACCCGAGUCGUUACUUCGGCAAGGAGCUCAAGCUUGCCAAGUCCUUGGCUCUUGUCCUUUUACUCUUCGCUGUGAGCUGGCUUCCCCUUCACAUCCACAACUGCAUCACACUUUUUUGCCCCAAGUGUGACAAACCACCGAGCCUCAUUUUCAUCGCCAUCCUCCUAACCCACGCCAACUCGGCUGUCAAUCCCAUCGUGUACGCUUUCCGCAUUAAGAAAUUCCGCUCGGCCUUCUGGAAAAUUUGGAAUCGGUACGUCCUUUGUCGAGCACCAAUUGGUCAGCUGCCUCAAAAAGGGAGUCAGAGAAUACAGAACGCCACGAGGAGGCUGAGGCACAAUGAUGACGACGACGAUGAUGAUGACGAUGUGUGAAACUGAGCCGGUGCACUGUAACAUCCGGGAUUUUGGAUUUUUUUUUUCUCUCUCCAAAAUUCAAGGGAUUACAUUUUGGCCCUUAUUUAAAGGAUUUCUGAUGGAUUAAAACUACAGAGGAUCUAUUCCAUCCACAGUGCUACAUAUGGGGAUAAACCUAGAAAUCUGACUGACUCAGACAGGAAUGUUUUUGUUUAUGUCUCAACAAGCACCACAAUUUGGUGAUGUCACACGGGAUAAGGGGCUUACCGUCAAUGUGAAUGACUCUGUACAAAAAAAUAAUAAUAGUACAUUAUUUUACACACUUCCUAGUUCCCAAGAUGUGUUUUUUUUUCCCAACAGUUAAACGGUUGAGCCACAAUUAUGUGAACAGCAGGAAUGUGCCACUGGCUGGACAGACAUGUCACAAAAUUGUGACUUCUAAGCAGAUGCUUUGAGAAGGACAAUAAUGAAGGAAAGCUGCAAACGUGGAUGCUAAAUGGUGCACUUGGAGUUUGGCAAACUGUGGCCGGGUUGGAACGACGCAGUUGCCCGUCAGUCACAUGCAGGAUGUUACAUGCUUUUACAGGUGUGGAGGUUAUACGGGAGCACAUGGGGUAUUGAUUUGUUUAUCUGUGACUUCAAAUGCCAUCUUUAUCGUCCAAGCCUAAAACUUCAAUGAAUCUCCUCGAUACACUACAACUAUUGCUGUGAGAAAUACCAAGCUACCGUCUCCUCAAGAAGAGCUUCGAUUUUAGGACUUUUAGUCUGCGCUCAUCUUGUGUGACGGAGCAGAUUGGACUCAUCUCAACCAAUGUGAAGUUGUGAGAGUAUAUGCGUGAUGGAAGUACACGAAGCUGGGCUCAAACUGAUUCAGAUACUGGCUUCAUUUUGUUUUUCUGGCUGGAAAUGAGACAAGGAAUUAGCGAAAGACUGUCAGGUGUUAGAUAAGAUAUAUUUUCAUUGUCGCAUUUUGAAGGUGAUUCACAUCUUAAUAAUAUCUUUUGGACGAUGACGAUAGAUCCUGAUUACUGCAUGAUCUACAGAUUUAUCAUCAGCUAUGCAUUGAGAACUUUGGAUUCCUUUCUUGAGAAUGAAUGGAAAACAUGUUGUACUAUACUCUUAAGAAAAAUAGUAAUAACGCAUUCCAACUGUGUGCCACAUCUGUCGUCGAAAAGAUACCAGUUCACUGUCAGUGUGGCACUGUGUAUGCAGUAAAAUCACAAGUUCAACUCAAAAUUUGGCCAGAAUACGAAUCAGUUGUGGUGUAACUGUGUAUUAUUCUAUUGGAAUGUUAUUUAUUUGUGGAAAGAGUGGUACAUCAUAAUACAACUAUACCAGCCAAUAACGGAUUUGUACAAAUAACCCCUCCACCAUAGUUACACUUCAGCCUUAUCAUGCAGUAGUUGCAGCUGACUCAAUAAACACCCUUGGACACCGUA
Hippocampus comes (tiger tail seahorse) is the source of this 2885-nucleotide messenger RNA. Its product is annotated as adenosine receptor A1-like. Gene Ontology annotation, cellular component: synapse; dendrite; plasma membrane. The coding region runs from base 400 to 1464 and encodes 354 amino acids. NCBI's taxonomy places the organism in Eukaryota, Metazoa, Chordata, Actinopteri, Syngnathiformes, Syngnathidae. Gene Ontology annotation, biological process: G protein-coupled adenosine receptor signaling pathway. Gene Ontology annotation, molecular function: G protein-coupled adenosine receptor activity. The record is from RefSeq and is a predicted model, not a curated record. The transcript is spliced from 3 exons.